Messenger RNA from Drosophila willistoni, 2460 nucleotides. RefSeq lists its product as uncharacterized. Lineage: Eukaryota; Metazoa; Arthropoda; Insecta; Diptera; Drosophilidae. Bases 192 to 1988 code for a protein of 598 amino acids. The record is from RefSeq and is a predicted model, not a curated record. The transcript has 5 exons. Gene Ontology annotation, biological process: regulation of transcription by RNA polymerase II. Gene Ontology annotation, molecular function: nuclear receptor activity; transcription cis-regulatory region binding. Gene Ontology annotation, cellular component: nucleus; aryl hydrocarbon receptor complex.
AUCCUUUCCAAGGACAGACAGACACAUACAAUUUUCUUUUUCGUUUUUGUGUCUGGUUUUUCAAUUGGACAACAACUAGUUGGAAUUGUUGGUAACAUGUUCAAAAUGCUUCCUUGGCGCCACUGCAAAUAGAUGCUGCUGCUCUUGCAUUUGCUGAUGCUGAUCUUACAACAGGUCGCGUUCAGUUGAAAAUGAAUAAUUUGGAGCACGUCAAGCACUUCUAUCCCGACAAUUACAAGUUAGAUCUCUCGGAAACAAUGAAGGCGGCACUGUCCAAAGGUGGCCCAGGGUCGAUUCCCGGCGGUGGCGGUGGUGAUAUGUUGCCUCAGUCGUCAGCUGGAAUGUCCGGCGUUGGCUAUGUCACCGAGAAACUCUAUAUGCUGUUGCAGCUCUACUUACAGAAUAAAGGAUGGAAUCCAAGUGCUGAGCUUUUGCAGUGCUUCAGCGAUCUAAAGGAUAAUGCAAUGUUGCCCAGUGCCGCCUAUUUGCAGGUUCUAGCUAACCGACUGACUCUGGAUUCGCAAGGACGCCUCAUAUUGCGCGAUAAUGGCAAGAUUGUGCUGCCAUUUGAACACUUUGCCAAUGCGGUCAUGCUGAAGCAUAUGUCCGGACCACAUGGCCUCCAUCUCAGUGUGGAUGCCACUGUGAGAGCUGUCAUUGAGUCGUAUACCAUUGGUCGCGAUCAUUUUGGCAUGGAAAAGGAAUUUAUUAUUGAGGUGGUCCAAUCGUGUCCCAGUCCGGCAUGUCGCUACUACAAGAAUCACAUGGGCAUAUCUCCUAUGCCCUUUAUGGAUCAACAGUAUUCCGGCGUUAAUACAACACCUGAUUUUCUUCAACGUCUCACCCACCUGCCGCCAAAUGCAACAGCAGGCGGUGUUUCAUCAACGGCAACAUCUGGAUCGGCAAAUGUUGAGAUUGAUCUAUCCAAAUCGAGUGGUUCCAAGCAGAUGCAACAAAUGCCACCUGUCCAUCAUUUAACCAAGCAGCAACAAAAUAGUCUUCAAUCUCAACUCUCACAACAACAGCAACAGCAGCAGCAGCAACAACAACAGCAGCAGCAACAGCAGCAGCAACAACAACAGCAACAACAACAACAACAACAGCAGCAGCAACAACAAGCUAAGCAUCAGCAACAGCUUACAGCCGCCCUAAUCCAACAACAAAAUCGAGUUCUUGCCCAGCAAAGCCUCGAGAAAUUGAGCAAUCUGAGUCCUUUGGAAAAACAGCGAGUUUUCGCUCAAUUAGAUCCCAAACACUUUGAUCCCAUGGCUGUUGCUGCUGCAGCAGCUAAUCUGCAAAUUCAAGGCCUAAUGCAGUCCCAAGCGGUAGCCGCUGCUGUGGCAGCGAAUCAACAACAGCAACAACAACAGCCACAAUUGCCUCCAUCAGCUACAAGCACAUCGUCUGCUUCAACUGGUAUUGGCUCAUCCUCGCAAUCGCAUAGUCAUGGUGUUCAUCAUGCAUUGCCGCCGCCAUCACAAUCUCCGCUAUCUGUGUCCUCGACAUCGUCUUCCUCGCACUCUUCGUCAUUGGAGCAGAUACCGCACAAAACUGUAACAGAUUCCAUGCGCACCAAUCUGGAUUCCAUUGAAUCGAAUAAAGAUCUUUUGGCUCUUCACAAUGGAGCCUGGGCCACCAAUGAUCCGAAUCGCCUAGAUCCCAUGACCGGUGGCCAGGACAAAAUUGUGCGUAUAUUCUCGGAAUUAAUGCGUAACAUGUCCCGUAUGAAGACAUACAUACGUCCGUCUAUGUGCAAGCCGUAUGGCAAACAGAGCGAGAGUCUUCAAAAGACUCUCAUGGACACAAUCCAGAUUGUGCAGACACUGCGGAAUUGCUUGCCGGCACCGCAUAUACCCGUCUCAUCAUGGAAAAGUGAAAGCGAGGGUAAUGUUCCUGGUGCAGUCAAUGUCGGAGUGGGUGUUCCUGCAGGCUUAAAUUUAAGUGCCGCUUUAGGUUUACCAUCAGGCCGUGUGGACAAUUUGCAUUAGAUGGGCAUGAAUAUUAGAAGCAUCCAUUAAAUUGGAUGAUCUACUUAGUAUUUACAUACAUAUAACAUAUAUAUAUAUAUAUACAUUCGUAUAUGAUUGAUUGGCAUAAAUGUUAAUCAUCAUAGGCUUCGCUCCUGUUUUCCGUUCUUUAGCAAUUUAUGUGCCAUGUUUAAAACAAGACUUGAUUUCAAUUUCCACUUUUGACUGACAUAUUUAGGACAUAUAUUUGCCGGGAUUGUGCAAAUAAGCUCUAGAGAAAUCCUGUUGGAAAUUUGUGCUAUCAACUUAUUAGAAGUGUUUCCUUUUUACAUUUGAUUUAAUUGCUCAUUUUCAUCUUGAGUUCGUUGGCAACAAACAAAAUUGACUAAACAAGAAGAGUGACAUGCUUUAGUUAAUGAAAUUGGCAAAACGUCUGUGAUAUUUAAAUUAUGUUUUGAAAGCAGCGCAAUACAAAAUUCUUUUCUUAAAUUAA